Cyprinodon tularosa is the source of this 1339-nucleotide messenger RNA. It is a transcript of the gene mospd1, whose product is annotated as motile sperm domain containing 1. The record is from RefSeq and is a predicted model, not a curated record. Lineage: Eukaryota; Metazoa; Chordata; Actinopteri; Cyprinodontiformes; Cyprinodontidae. The coding region runs from base 298 to 954 and encodes 218 amino acids. The transcript is spliced from 6 exons. Gene Ontology annotation, cellular component: cytoplasm.
AAAUGAUAAACACGUUCCUGCUGCCCUCCUCCGUCCCAGCAUGCACCGCGCCGUCUGCAGCAUAAAGGAAAAAGGGCUGAAGAGAAACAACAGGGUGGGAUUACAGCAGACUGCUGUUUCUUCGGGUAUUCCUCAUCAAAUCUAAUGCGACAAGGAACAUGUCAUGCCCUCUGAGGAGCUGAGAGCGGUGCCUGUUUGCAUGCGUCGGGGGUUUGCAGAGUUUGAAAGUUCCUAGAGAAGCCUGGGGGGCCCGGUCAGAGAGCGGACAGGGACGGGGGCAGAGCUGAGUUGGAGCCAAUGCAGCAGCAGCAUCGACAGCCAGAGCUAGCGGAAGGAAACCUUCCAGUGUUUGUGUUCCCGACGGAGCUCGUCUUCUAUGCAGAUGAGCAGUCGUCUCAUAAGCAGGUGCUCACCCUCUACAAUCCCUAUGAGUUCGCCCUCAAAUUCAAAGUGCUGUGCACAGCGCCAAACAAAUAUACUGUGGUUGAUUCUACGGGAGCCGUCAAGCCACAGUGUUGCGUUGACAUAGUGAUCCGACACAGAGAUGUGAGGCCGUGCCACUAUGGCGUUUACGACAAGUUCCGGCUGCAGGUGUCAGAGCAAAGUCAGCGGAAAGCUCUGGGACGCAAAGAGGUGACGGCUACGCUCCGUCCCUCAGCCUCGCAGGAGCCACACAGCCCCAGGGCCCAAGAUGAGGAGAGGCGGAUUAAAGAGCAGUUUGCAGACAGCGAGUUUUAUGAACAGACUGCAUUUCAGACAGAGAGUCGUCCCGUUGCCGGAGGACCCAGUCUGCUCACCGUGCUGCUGGGACUCGUAUGCAUGAUCGCCCUCAUGCUCCCAACCAUGGGGGAGCAGGAAUCCACUGUGCCUGUCUACCUCCACUUAAGUGUUAACAAGAAACUGGUAGCUGCUUAUGUUCUUGGUCUUCUAACUAUGGUCAUCCUACGUACAUGAAGUUGUUUUUGUGCUGAAAGGACGAGGAUGAACAGUUUAAACCAGAGGAACGACUGCGCUUCCAACGAGUCGAGCUGACGUGGGCGUGGACGAGCUGACAAACACAUUUGAUCACAUUGAAUUCAAAUACGCAUUGUGUUUUCUAAGCUGUUACAAAAAAAAAAAGGAAGAUCUUAAGACUUUCGCGACAGGCCCGAAUGAGCCGGAGCGUAGCCAUCUCUGAACACCCCGUGUGAAGAAAACGGUCCAGCGUCCCAUGGACCUACGCGCAUAUUUUUUUUUGUCAUGUUAUGCCAUCGUGUAACGCAGUAGGGUUAACGUGAGUGUGAAGAAAUCGACAUGCAAACGUGUAUAUAAAGCCAUUAAAACAUCGUCAUGAACAUUG